AAAAUCAAUAUGGAGCCGCAAGAUAUUUAUUAUGACAGAGCUGAAUAUAUUGAAACGGCAUCUGGGAAUAAAGUGAGCAGACAAACAGUUUUAUGCGGCUCGCAAAAUAUUGUUUUACAUGGCAAGGUUAUUGUUCAAUCUGAUGCUAUUAUUCGUGGAGACUUGGCGAAUGUUCGCGUUGGAAGAUAUUGUAUAAUUAGCAAAAAUGUUGUGAUAAGACCGCCGUUUAAAAAAUUCAGCAAAGGAGUUGCAUUUUUCCCAUUACAAAUGGGUGACCAUGUAUUUGUUGGAGAACGUGCUGUUGUCAAUGCAGCUGUAGUUGGAUCUUAUGUUUACAUUGGAAAGAAUGCAGUAAUAGAUAACGCAGUAAUACCACCAGAAACAAUCGUUCCGUCAUUUACUAAAUUUUCUGGAAAUCCAGCAAUGGCAGUGGAGGAUCUACCUGAGUGUACAUUAGAUCUAAUGGUUGAUUUCACCAAAAACUACUAUCAGCAUUUCCUUCCGGCAACAAAAUAG
Cotesia congregata is the source of this 516-nucleotide messenger RNA. The record is from the annotation of a GenBank genome assembly. Lineage: Eukaryota; Metazoa; Arthropoda; Insecta; Hymenoptera; Braconidae.